Molecule: messenger RNA, 2780 nt
Organism: Drosophila innubila
Lineage: Eukaryota; Metazoa; Arthropoda; Insecta; Diptera; Drosophilidae
Gene: AstC-R2
Product: somatostatin receptor type 5
Exons: 2
Coding region: 699-2324 (541 amino acids)
Biological process (GO): G protein-coupled receptor signaling pathway
Cellular component (GO): neuron projection; membrane
Molecular function (GO): somatostatin receptor activity; peptide binding
Source: RefSeq, a predicted model, not a curated record
GCCUGUCAACAAAGCGGUGCGCACGUGUGCGGAGCCGGCACUAGGCAAAAGUAUCUUUAAAUACAGAAUUAAACACAUUCGCGAAAAGCUAAAAAAUUUGUGUGAGUCAAAGCUUAAAAAUUAACAAUCGGGUUAAAAAUUGUGUUUGAUGUGAGCGCGUUAUCAUUACAAAUAAAUAACAGAAGAUCAAAUGACAUAGAAAUUGUGCGAAAAUUUAUUGCAGCAUGUGAAAUUCCCAGAACUGUCAAGUGUCAACUCAACUAAAUUGAAAUAAGCUAAAAAAAUUCACACACAUCAUCGUUAUUUGAUUUAGUUAACCAUUUUUAAAUUCUGUGCAACAACUUGAUUUUGCAUGAGGCAAAUAAAAUUCAAAACAUACACAUCUGAAAUAUUUGUAAGCGAAAACAAAGCGAAUACUAUUUUGUUGGACCCCAAACGACAAACAAAAAAUAAAAAAGACAGAAGUGAGAGUGAAAGAGAGUUAGAGAGCUGAAAGAAUUAUGUGAUGGAUGCAGGCAGCUGUUUCAUACUUCGGACUACGCAUCAAGUAUGGAAAACAUAUCAAAAUAUUUGAAUCUUAGCGGCGGGCAUCAACUAAUGGGCGUUUCCCGGGAUUGAAAAUUAGCCAGACGCACAUAACGACAGCAACAAGAUAAAAAGGAGCAUAAGGGGGAGCAACAACAAGCCGCACAACAAACAUGAAAGGCUACUCGAAACCAAAUGGUGCCGCCAACCGCAGCUGCCACAUGGACCAUGUCCAUAGCGGCUGUGGCAUCCUGUUAUUUGUGCUGACAGCUCUGACACUAACGAGCUUAAUAACGCCCACAGAGCAGUUGACAGCGACGUCGACGACGGCAGCGACGAUGAUGACAACAACAACAAAAACGACGGCAGCGAUGUUACCAAAUGUCACAGCAACAACUACAACAACUGCAACAAUAACAGCAAAAACACAAACGGUUAGUAAAUCCAGAAAUGGCAGCGAGCACACAAAUGGGAAUUUUUCAAUUUUGGGCCUAUAUUUGCCGGAUUUUAAUGGGACACUUCCCAAUGGCAGUGGACCCUACGGUAAUCAUAUGAAAUGUGAUAAUGAUUGGAACUAUGGUGUGUUGCUCAUCACAAUGAUACUCUAUGCCAUUGUCUGCAUUGUGGGUCUCUUUGGCAACACUCUUGUCAUCUAUGUGGUAUUGCGAUUCUCCAAAAUGCAGACGGUGACCAACAUCUAUAUACUCAAUUUGGCCAUAGCUGAUGAGUGCUUUCUGAUCGGCAUACCAUUUGUGAUCAACACAAUGCAAGCGAGGAACUGGGCCUUUGGCACCUACAUGUGUAAGGCGUAUUAUGUGAGCACCUCCGUCACGCAGUUCACCUCAUCCAUAUUUCUGCUGAUCAUGUCGGCGGAUCGUUAUAUUGCCGUCUGUCAUCCGAUAUCCUCGCCUCGUUAUCGCACGCCAUACGUAUCGAAAUUGGUCUCGGCCGUGGCCUGGAUGACAUCGGUGCUGUUAAUGCUGCCGGUUAUACUAUUUUCCAACUCCGUUGAAGUCGAGCCUGGUCAUAUGUCAUGCGUCAUUGAGUGGCCCGAGUUGUUCAAUACCCAGUCGGACUCUGCCUUCAUCCUGUACUCGCUUAUUCUGGGCUUUGCCACGCCGUUGAUCUUCAUUCUGACCUUCUACUAUCUGGUCAUCCGCAAACUGCACACGGUGGGACCCAAGCACAAGAGCAAGGAGAAGAAGCGAUCGCAUCGAAAGGUUACCAAAUUGGUGCUCACUGUGAUCACCGUGUACAUUCUGUGCUGGUUGCCACAUUGGGUGUUGCAGGUGGCGUUGAUCAACCGCAAGGAGAGGUGCUCCUCAAAGUUGCAGGUGGUAGUGUUCCUUGUCUGCGGUUGCCUUACCUACUCCAACUCGGCCAUGAAUCCCAUACUCUACGCCUUUCUCAGCGACAACUUCAAGAAGAGCUUCAUGAAGGCCUUUACCUGUGCAGCCCGCAAAGAUGUCAAUGCCCAGCUGCAACUGGAGAAUAGCUUCUUUCCCAAGUUUGGCAAGGGGCGACAAUCGGAGCGUCUAAUUGGAUCCAACAAUGCCGCUGGCAAAAACGCCAAAAACGGCAAAAACAAAAAGAAAUCCCUGGUUAGUGGAAGGAACAACAAUGCGGCCAUGACCACAACCACAACUACAACAACUGCUGGAACUGAUGUCAUUACCUCCAUUCAACCAAUGGCAACGACCCUUGCCCCAUCCCAAAUGACACCCAAUGCCACUGCCCUGGUCGUUGUCAAUGCCGAGACCAACAACUGUAAGCCUCCCGUGCUUCACACGGACUUAUAAGACCAGGCUCCUGGCAUGCCGCUCGAGACGGUUGUAUAUAUAGCGCGCAGAUGAGUUCGAGUCCAACUGAAAAACCAUGAUCCCAAGGAGCUGCAGAUGAGCACAGAGCUGAUGAGGCCAUUGGAGUGCUUGUUAUAGAGAUGACAUUGAUAUUUAUUGGUAUGUGGGUGUGUGGUUUAACCCCUUCUUGAUUUUAUUUGUAGGGGUGUGUAACGAAUAGGUGAAUAAAGCCAAAGAUAUAAUCUUAGAGUAUUAUGAACGAGCGUUAAGCCAAAGAUUUAAUCAAAGAAAGACUUUGACAUCAAACGCUUCUAGGAUUCUCUCACAAUUGAUUGAAAUUGAAAAAUGAAACAGAAAAUCCCGAAAAAAAAAAACAAGUCAAUGAGAAUUCACAAAUUCCAGCAGAAAUAUUAAACAAACAAUUCCCCUGGAAAUAAAACGAAACUUUGACAAAAA